UGCUUAAGAAUAAACUGUCAGUGAAAGGUGAGAAAUCCUGCGUUCAUAAGGCCAUCCAGCUGAUACAAAAUUUAAUAAGAGAUAAGAAGGAAGAGGAGGAAAUAAAAUUCCUGGCUAAUUACGUAAAAUGGACUUACUACAUGGCUGAUGCCAGCAAAAAUGUAGGAGUGUCUGAAUACGACUCCUAUUCGUGUGGUCGGCUGGAGAAGGCCUUUCAGACGAACUCGAAAGAAAAAAUCAGCUUCACCGAUAAGGAUGGCAAGAAGCAUAGCGUCAGUGUCAAGAACAUGACGGAUGACGUGAUCGAUGGUUCGAAUGCAUACUCAGCUAAAGUUAAGAGGAUUCCGACUGAAUCUACGAAACUGCCAGACAGGUGGGACCCGAUGGCCUCUGGCGAGACCCACAAACUUGUCGACCUCAGCUCGGUGGGGUCAGAGUUCAUGAGGGUAGAGAAACACUUCAGGGCCACCAGCAACAAUUUAAUAAAAUCUAUCAUUAAGAUCCAGCGCAUACAGAAUCCAAGUCUUUACCGACAGUACAAGGUGAAGAUGCUGUCGAUGGAGAGUGACCUGCCGCUCUAUGGCGGCAAGAAGAUCGAGAUGAGGUUGUGGCACGGCACCUCCAGUGACGUCAUCCCUAAAAUUAACUCCAACAACUUUAAUAGGUCCUAUGGUGGUGUGCACGGUCUGGUGUACGGAAACGGAGUUUACUUUGCCGUGAAUUCGCAGUAUUCAAUCAGUGGAUACUGCACUCCGGACGUUCACGGGCGCAAAUACAUCUACCAGGCGAGGGUCCUGGUCGGCAACGCUGGGCAAGGGGCAUUUGGCUUGAAGGAACCUCCCCUGAAAGAUCCCGCGAAAGGGAUUUUAUAUGACUCCGUAGUGGAUCGCUUGAACGCUCCAUCCAUGUACGUCAUCUUCUACGACUAUCAGAUGUAUCCGGAGUAUUUGAUUACUUUUCAGUGAAUUUUUUUUCGUUUGUUCAUAUGAUGAUCGUGGUAAUGAUUAUUAUUAUUCUUCUUCUUCUUAUUAUUAUUAUUACUAUUAUUGUUGUUAUAUACUUUAUGUGAAUAUUUCUGUUUGAUUUUGUUUUUCAAUAUUUUUUUUAUAAA
Molecule: messenger RNA, 1111 nt
Organism: Helobdella robusta
Lineage: Eukaryota; Metazoa; Annelida; Clitellata; Rhynchobdellida; Glossiphoniidae
Exons: 5
Coding region: 141-965 (274 amino acids)
Biological process (GO): negative regulation of gene expression
Cellular component (GO): cytoplasm; nucleus
Molecular function (GO): NAD+ poly-ADP-ribosyltransferase activity; transcription corepressor activity
Source: RefSeq, a predicted model, not a curated record